UAUCAAUUAACAUGGAUGAUCGUUUGAUCGAAUUACAUAAAGUACAAGCAUGGUUAUCUAGAUGUCUGGCAGACAGGACUCAUUUUAAUUGAACAACUCCAACUCCUCUUAGGAUGAUGAUUUUAUGCCUCAAUUCUUUCAGAAAAUAAAAAAGGCACUAUAGUGUUUAGAGAGAAUCAAAGAAAAUAAUAAUAGAAUGUAGGAGAUGUCAAUGAAGUAUGCUAGAGCAACUACAUCAAAUGUAGAAAAAGGUAUUACCAUCAUCUGAUCUGAUUAGAGUUGUCGCGAGAAUUAGAGUAAAUUAUGGCCUAAAAUUAACAAUAUAGUAAAGAAUUAAAAGAUGCAAUGAAUGAUAUAAAAGAAGAUGUUGAAAGAAGUGAAAGAGAUUAAUCAGUAACCAAUUUGCAUUAUAAGAGGAUCAACCUGAAACACAAAUGAAAAUCAAUCAGAGAAAUGCAUUAACUAGUAAAGUUCAAGAAGUUUUGCAUGCUUCUUCUCAAAUUUCCAUUAAAUACAAGACUUGUGUUAGAGAGAAAAUUAGGAGGUAAACGAAGAUCUUAGAUGAAAACGCCUCCGAAGAGUUUUUAGAUGAAAUAUGCAAUGAUCCAUAAGUAUGCGAAUUUUAACGAAUAUCUAACUAGAAAGCAACAUAAUUAUUACAAGGAAAACUCUAUGGAGAAGCUCCUUCUGCUAUUCUCACAAAUACUGUCUCAGAUAUAUAGGAGAAAUACAAAGAUAUACAAUAGUUGGAAAGAGUAUUUUCUUUAAUUAUUAAUUAGUCUGUUUAAUUAGUAUAUUAACUAUUUGUUGAUUUAGCUAUCUUAGUUCAUGCUUAAGGCUAAUAGAUCGAUAACAUAGAAAUUAAUCUUGACUCAGCUAAAACUUAUGUCGGCAAGGCAGAAAAAAGUCUUGUGGAUGCAAAGGAAGAUCAUCAAUCAGCUAAAAAGGUAUAUACCCAUUUCAUGAAUUUUAGAAAAUAUGUUGUAUUAUCUUAAUUGGUGUAGUAAUUUUAGCAGUAAUUAUAGGACCAGUUGUUGCGACGUCAUGAAUUUAUAUUAACAAGUUAUUU
Messenger RNA from Paramecium octaurelia, 1069 nucleotides. The record is from the annotation of a GenBank genome assembly. Lineage: Eukaryota; Ciliophora; Oligohymenophorea; Peniculida; Parameciidae.